CGACGAUGGACAACGAAGGAUAUACGUUUGGCCCUGAUCAAUGAGCGUGAUCCAGUCUGACUCUCUCUGGCGGGUAUAAGAAUGGGGAUGUCCUCGACAGCUAAAGUCUAAUCUGCUUGCUUUUGCCCUUUACUUCAUUAUCAAUCGCUUAUCUUGACGAUCAUGUCUAUGUGGGCUCCCGCUCCUCCUGCUGAUACCCCUCUGGGCGAAUACCGCCUCCUCUCCCCCUCGGCUGGUGUGCGCGUCUCCCCCCUCUGCCUAGGGGGUAUGUCCAUCGGCGACGCCUGGGGCCAGGGGAUGGGGGACGGCGUCGCGCUCCAAGGGGCGUUCGAGACGCUAGACUUGUUCUACAAGAGCGGGGGCAACUUUAUCGAUACGUCGAACAACUACCAGGACGAGCAGAGCGAGAAAUGGAUUGGGGAGUGGAUGAAGGCGAGGAAGAAUAGGAACGAGAUUGUGCUGGCGACCAAGUUCACGACGAGUUACCGCAAGCUUCGCAACACGGACAAGAUCCAUGUGAACUUUACCGGAAACAGCAGCAAGUCGCUGCACGUCUCCGUCGCCGACAGUCUCGAGAAGCUCCAGACGACGUACAUCGAUCUCCUCUACGUCCACUGGUGGGACUACACCACCCCCAUUCCCGAACUGAUGCAAUCGCUCAACUCCCUCGUAGCAGCUGGAAAAGUCCUCUACCUCGGGGUGUCCGACACGCCCGCCUGGGUCGUAUCCAAAUCCAACCAGUACGCGCGCGAUCACGGUAUGGCCCAAUUUGUCGUUUACCAGGGCAAGUGGUCCUGCCUCGAACGCUCGUUUGAGCGGGACAUCCUCCCCAUGUGCCACGCGGAAGGGAUGGGCCUCGCUCCCUGGGGCGUGAUUGGCCAGGGGAAGUUUAGGACCAAGGCCCAGCUUGAGGAGAGGCUCAAGCAGGGAAGCAUGCGAUGGGGUUCGCAGACUCUUACCCCGGAGGAGAAGGCUGUGAGCGCUGCAUUGGAGAAGGUUGCGGAAGAGGUUGGCCAACCGGGAAAACUGGCAAAUGUGGCCAUCGCUUAUGUCAUGCAUAAGCAGGCAUACGUGUUCCCCAUCAUCGGAGGGAGCAAGACGAAAUAUCUGUUAGAAAACAUCGAGGCACUCAAGAUCCAACUCACUCAAGAGCAAAUCGACUACCUCGACAGCGCGAUAGAGUUCAAGCCUGGGUUCCCGCAUGAUUUUAUCGGCCCUGAUCCGGCGCUGAGCAACGGGGUGUGCAAGAACUUCUUGCUGAACUCUGCUGCGAGGAUCCAUUAUGUAACUGCGCCGAAACAGGCUGCUGUCUGAGGGGAGCGGCGUCCCGCAAACAUUCCCAGACGAUGAUCCUGUUCGAAGGA
This is a messenger RNA of Dacryopinax primogenitus, 1364 nucleotides long. Its product is annotated as aryl-alcohol dehydrogenase. NCBI's taxonomy places the organism in Eukaryota, Fungi, Basidiomycota, Dacrymycetes, Dacrymycetales, Dacrymycetaceae. The record is from RefSeq and is a predicted model, not a curated record. Bases 163 to 1314 code for a protein of 383 amino acids. The transcript has 7 exons.